UUCGGACUCUGAUCGUAUUCAUCCCGUUUCGGACUCUGACCGUAUUCAUCCCGUUUCGGACUCUGAUCGUAUUUAUCCCGUUUCGGACUCUGAUCGUAUUCAUCCCGUUUCGGACUCUGAUCGUAUUCAUCCCGUUUCGGACUCUGACCGUAUUGAUCCCGUUUCGGACUCUGAUCGUAUUGAUCCCGUUUCGGACUCUGACCGCAUUGAUCCCGUUUCGGAGAGAGCGAGGACCUAGCGAUAGCGUCUGAAAAGUGAAGCUCGGGUAAGGAGCGAGUUUUUCGGUAUGAAGAUUGAGUUCGCCCCGCUCAACAUCCCCCUGCGGAGGAGGAUCCAGACAGCUGCUGUCUUGCAGUGGCUCUUCUCCUUCCUCGCCCUGGCUCAGUGUUGUCUAGCAGGCUUCGUUCUAUUGGCUCUCUCUGAUUGGUGGAUCUUGGCCAUGCUUUAUGCUGGAUGGCUGUGGCUGGACUGGGACACACCGUCCUGUGGAGGCCGAAGAUCACAGUGGGUUAGAAGGUGUGCUAUCUGGAAGCAUUUCAGAGACUAUUUCCCUAUAACGUUGGUAAAGACAAUGGAUCUAGAUCCCAGAAACAACUAUAUCUUCGGUUUCCAUCCUCAUGGUGUACUGGUUGCUGGUGGUUUUGGGAACUUCUGUACAGAGGCGACUGAUUUCUCCAAACUAUUUCCUGGUUUGAGGCCUCAUCUGCUCAUGUUACCUUUCUGGUUUCGAGUCCCUCUGUUCAGAGACUACAUCAUGUCUGGAGGACUGGUCUCCAGUGAGAAGUCCAGUCUGUCUUAUCUGGUGUCUCGUCCUGAAGGUGGUAAUGUUGCUGUUAUUGCUGUAGGAGGCGCUCCGGAGGCACUGGAUGCACGACCUGGUGCACUUGCACUUCAGGUCUCAAACAGGAAAGGCUUCAUCAAACUGGCACUCAAACAUGGGGCUCAAUUGGUUCCUGUUUUUUCUUUCGGUGAGAACGAGCUCUUUGACCAGAUGGCAAACCCCAGUGGUUCCUCUCUCCGCACAUUGCAGGACCAACUGCAAAGCAUCAUGGGAGUAGCCUUGCCUCUGUUCCAUGCCAGAGGAGUUUUUCAGUACAGUUUUGGUCUGAUUCCCUACAGGAAGGCAAUACACACUGUUGUUGGUAGGCCUAUCUCAGUCGUCCAGACGCCCUCUCCCAACGAAGAAGAUAUUGAUGCUCUUCAUCAAGUUUACCUGCAGAGCCUCAGCGAGCUGUUCGAAGAGCAGAAAGAGAAUUACGGGAUACCGAAAGACAGACACCUCCAAUUUAUCUAAAACACACACACACACACACACACACAUAAUAUAUAUUAUACACGUAUUUGUGUGUGCAUGUGUGUGUGUGUAUACCGAAUAAAGAAGAAAAAGGAAGAUAA
Molecule: messenger RNA, 1395 nt
Organism: Lampris incognitus (smalleye Pacific opah)
Lineage: Eukaryota; Metazoa; Chordata; Actinopteri; Lampriformes; Lampridae
Gene: mogat3a
Product: monoacylglycerol O-acyltransferase 3a
Exons: 9
Coding region: 287-1294 (335 amino acids)
Biological process (GO): triglyceride biosynthetic process
Cellular component (GO): endoplasmic reticulum membrane
Molecular function (GO): diacylglycerol O-acyltransferase activity
Source: RefSeq, a predicted model, not a curated record